AUGGUGUCGUUCCAGACCUCGGGCGACAGUCCUACGGCUGCUCCCGCCAGCCUGCCAACCCCGCCAUCACCCGCGUCAGUCUUGCAGCCGCUGCACGAGGCCACCACCAGCACCACAACAACAGCCGAGGGCGACAAGAAACCGACCCAGUCUAUAAACCGAAUACCGAGCAUACUGCGCCCAGGCGGCGGCAAGUCGACCAGCUCAAAUCCGUUCCGCAAUAGAGAAGGUGCCGCAUCCCAGGCGCCGCCGACCGAGGCCCUGUCCAAGAUGCACCUGGACUCGGCCACCAACAACCCCUGGGGCCCCGCGCUAUACGCGCAGCCCACCGGCAUGACAUCGGUCUCGGACGACGCGCGCGUCCCGCAUAUGUCGCCGCCCGUGCUGCCGCCCGAGUUCCAGCAGGAUCCCUGGGGCAAGCACAACGCCGUGGAGCUGGACGCGACAUCGUACACCCACCCGCUGCAGCCGCUGAGCGUGCCGACGCCGGAGGAGCAGUCUGUCUGGGGCGGCGAGUCGCAGAAUGUGACAAAGAACCAGGCUGACUCGCAGGGCACCUUGGUGAAGCCGGCCGACGACUUCUCCCACAUCUUUGGCGACCAGCAGGCGUGGGACGACCUCGGCCGCACUCCCAAGAUCAAGAGAAGCGCGACCAACAAGACAGCAGGCGGGGACUCGGACCAGGAUGAGUGGAACAUGAUUGACUCCGAAGCGUCGUCGAUUGCCGGGGACGCUACCCUGAAUACCCCGGCUGUUCCGAAAUCGAGCGCCCCAAGUACGGGAGCGGAGAAGGGCUCUGCAGCACAUGUUUUCGAGGCCCCUGCAACGCCGUGGGACGAGCUAACAUCAGAACAUGGGCAACGCAUGAAUGAAGCUACGACGACAACAGCGGUGGAAAGCAAGGACGAGGCCCCAGAAAGUCCCCCAAUUCCAACACUAAACGAACAAAAGAACGAACCUCAACUACAUCCCCCUCUUAUCGAACCUAUUGGCUACGAACCACCAACGCAACCCUCGCAACCACAAUACCUGCCGCAAAUCGACGUUCCUCUUAUCGAACCUAUUGGCUACGAGCCACCAAUACAAUCCUCGCAAUCACAACAUGCGCCGCAAAUAACAGGCCUGCUGGUGUCCGAGAAAAACGAGCGACCUGCGCUACCACCGCGACAGCCCGAGCCAUCGCAGAGAUGGGCCACCACUCGGCGGCCUGUGGACGGCCAGGCUGAGACGUACCAAAUCAAGAAUAUCAGCUGGGUCGACCCCAGCUCGUCCAAAAGCCGCGUCUCCCCCAUCCUGGUGCAAAACGAAAACGGGCCCUGCCCUCUCGUCGCCUUGGUGAAUGCCCUGAGUCUUACCACGCCAGCGGACACCCCCGAGACGACUCUCGUGCAAGUGCUCCGCUCCCGCGAGCGCGUCAGCCUGAAUCUGCUGCUGGACGCCGUCUUUGACGAGCUCAUGUCCCCCGGGCGCACGUCGUCCGACGAUGCUCUCCCCGACAUCAGCGAGCUCUACGAGUUCUUGCAGAGCCUGCACACGGGCAUGAAUGUCAACCCGCGCUUCGUCCCGACCGAGGAAAUGAUGACGGCCUACAAGCACAGCUCGCUGACCCAUCUGGACCCCACCGACCGCGACGGCCUGAUGCCGGGCACCUUUGAAAACAGCCUCGAGAUGCGGCUCUAUGCGACCUUUUCGAUCCCGCUCAUCCACGGCUGGCUGCCAGCCAAGACGGACCCCGCGUACGAGGCCUUUGAACGGCAGGCGCCCUCGUACGAAGACGCGCAGAACCUGCUCUUCCGCGAGGAGGAGCUCGAGGCCAAGCUGUCGGACUCGAGCGGGGUCGGCCUCACGGAGGCGGAGCAGCAGCUCUACCAAGACAUCGUGACGAUUAAAAUGUUCAUGGAAGAAUCGGCGACUCAGCUCACGCCGUGGGGCAUCGAAGUGAUUGGCAGGGCGAUGCGGCCCGGCACGUUUGCCAUUCUCUUCCGCAACGACCACUUUAGCACGCUGUACUGCCACCCGCACACGAUGCAGCUGCUGACGCUCGUGACGGACGCGGGCUACUGCAGCCACGAUGACGUCGUCUGGGAGAGUCUCGAGGAUGUCCACGGCGAGCUGUCGGCCAUGUACUCAGGCGAGUUCUACCCCGCCGGGUCGCCAAACCUGGCCGGGCCCAGCAGCAGCAACAGCCACGCGUGGUCGCCCGUGCAGACCCGCCGCAGCGGCAAGAACCGCCAGGAAGAGCCCGUGUCGUCCCCCGGCGGCAGCGGCGACGCCCACGAGCAAGAAGACCGCGACCUCGCGCUCGCGCUGCAGCUGCAGGAGGAGGAGGAGCACAACCAGCGUGAGGAGCUGGAGCGCCGCCGGCGGGAGAGCCGCCUCUCGGAGCAAUUCAUCGAGCAGCAGGGCCGGCAGCGGCCGCAACCCGUGGCGCGCGAUAACAUGGGUGCCGCCCGGCUGCGCCCGAGCACCGGCAACAGCGAAUUCCGACGCUCCUCGAGCAACGUCAACGUGAGCGUGUCCAGCCCCGGCGGCGGCCGACGCAGCAGCAGCAUACACACGGCGUCGUCGUCGCCCCCGCCGCCGCAGCCUCCCCGGCCGCAGACGCAAAAUGUUCGCCCGCUGGUCCCACCCCGCGCAGCAGCCACGACCGCCACGACGGGGCUGCGACCUGCGGGACGGCCGCCGGUGAGUAGACCGGCUGUGGAAACGGGUGAGGAGGCUCCGCCGUCGUAUGAGGCGGCGCAGCACGAUAGGCGCUACGAGCCGGGGCAGGGAGAAGCGGGCGCGCCGGUAUCGACGCCGCCGACGGGUAUGAGCGGGGGAGGCCGGAGGACAGAGGAGGUGCGGCCGCAGCCUACCCCCGGAAUGUACGGACCUGGGAAUCCGGGAGUACGUCCGUUGAGACCGGUGCUGGGAGGGCGAGUGAGCCAGGGUUCCUACAGGGAUAGAGACCGAGACUGCCUCCUCAUGUAA
Molecule: messenger RNA, 2973 nt
Organism: Cordyceps militaris CM01
Lineage: Eukaryota; Fungi; Ascomycota; Sordariomycetes; Hypocreales; Cordycipitaceae
Product: DUF544 domain protein
Exons: 1
Coding region: 1-2973 (990 amino acids)
Biological process (GO): protein K48-linked deubiquitination
Cellular component (GO): cell periphery; cytosol
Molecular function (GO): K48-linked deubiquitinase activity; cysteine-type deubiquitinase activity; cysteine-type carboxypeptidase activity
Source: RefSeq, a predicted model, not a curated record